Messenger RNA from Pimephales promelas (fathead minnow), 3248 nucleotides. Lineage: Eukaryota; Metazoa; Chordata; Actinopteri; Cypriniformes; Leuciscidae. The record is from RefSeq and is a predicted model, not a curated record.
AUGGUGCGAGGACAGGCCAGAACCCCUAAGGGUACAGCUCAGUGGUUUGGAGUGGGCAGUGGUGGUGAAUCCAAGCAGCAGGAAUGGCACAGGAAGAGUCUCCGGCACUGCAGUCAGAGAUAUGGCAAACUGAAGCCCCAGUAUUGUGAGCAGAAUGAGGCAGCCAGCCUGGACUAUGGCCUGGAGUCACCUGUGGCCCCCAGAAUGCCAAAGAUUGUGGAUCCUUUGGCUCGUGGGCGGCAGUUCCGCUAUGAAGAGUCUGAGCGACCACGGACACCCCAUACAGCAUAUUCUCCUUGGACCCCAGGUGUGACCUCUCUCUGCUCAUUCACCAGCCAGCGCUCGGGUUACACACGCUUGCCGAGGAGAAAAAGAGAAUCUGUGGCCCGAAUGAGCCUCCGUGCUGCGUCUAACCUUCUUAAGGGUCGACAGGGUCUACAGGGCACUCAAACUGGACGUGGAUAUCAGAGGAGGAGUUUUGCUCGUCACAGCUGGCUCGAGGAAGACACUGUGGAUACAGUGGACACCUCUGAUUCAGUUUUUUUUAGCAAAGCUGAUGUUCAUGAGGAGCUUUAUUCUAUGGCAGAUGAUGUUUUUGAGUCACCCCCUUUAUCAGCCUCUUGUCCUGUGGCAAAAGUUUCUUUGGGCGAGGGAAUAUUAUUCCCUAGUUUAGGAAAAAAGAAAAUCCCCAAAACUGUGACAUCCUCUAGGAAAGCCUCUUCUCAUCGUGGUGGUCGAAUUGCCUCCAAAGUGAAGCACUUUGCGUUUGAUAAGCAGAAGCGUCAGUAUGGGAUGGGUGUGGUGGGGAAGUGGCUGAACCGACACUAUAGAGGCAGCCUCAGCAGCCAAGUACAGAAACAACUAGAAGAUUUUCACAGUCAUCGGCCAUAUUUUACCUACUGGAUCACCUUCGUGCAUAUUGUCAUAACACUGCUGGCCUGCAUUACAUAUGGAUUUGCUCCUGUGGGCUUUGCCCAGCACACCACUACUCAGCUGGUACUGAGAAACAAAGGAAUUUAUGAGAGUGUAAAGCAUGUGCAGCAGGAGAACUUCUGGAUUGGUCCUUGCUCUGAGGAUCUAAUCCACUUGGGAGCUAAGUUCUCCCCAUGCAUCAGACGAGACAGUCAAAUAGUGAAGCUAGCAGAGCAGACCAAAGAUCUAGAGAGAGAGUCCGGCUGCUGUGUACAGAACGAUGGAUCUGGAUGUGUGCAGACCCAGAAUGACGACUGCUCGGAGACUUUAGCAACAUUUAUAAAAUGGAAUGUAGACAUGCCAAGAUCUUCAGGUGCAGUCUGUCAUCAGGACCCAAGAACGUGUGAGGAACCAGCCUCAUCAGGACCCCAUGUUUGGCCUGAUGACAUUGCAGAGUGGCCGAUUUGUACAUACCCUAAAACUUGGAACCACACAGGAUACAAACACAUGGACUGCACACUGAAGGGCAGGCCAUGCUGUAUUGGAACUAAAGGAAGAUGUGAAAUUACCACUUGGGAGUACUGCCAAUUCAUGCGUGGAUAUUUCCAUGAGGAGGCCACGCUCUGUUCACAGGUCCAUUGCCUGGAUGAUGUGUGUGGGUUGCUGCCAUUCCUGAACCCCAGUGUCCCAGAUCAGUUCUAUAGACUGUGGCUCUCCCUUUUUCUUCAUGCUGGUUUACUACAUUGCCUGGUGUCUGUGAUCUUCCAAAUGACUAUACUUAGAGACCUGGAGAAGCUAGCAGGCUGGUUACGCAUUUCCAUCAUCUACAUUCUCAGUGGUGUUACAGGAAACCUUGCCAGUGCCCUCUUCCUACCGUACAGAGCAGAGGUUGGUCCAGCAGGAUCUCAGUUCGGUUUGUUAGCCUGUCUUUUUGUGGAGCUGUUCCAGGCCUGGCAGAUGUUGGAAAAGCCAUGGAAGGCUUUCCUGAAGCUAUUAGGCAUUGUUCUCUUCCUUUUCUUCUGUGGCCUUCUGCCCUGGAUUGACAACAUUGCUCACAUCUUUGGCUUCCUCAGUGGUCUUCUGCUUUCCUUUACUUUCCUUCCGUAUGUCGCGUUUGGCACCUUAGACAAGUACCGAAAACAAGCUGUUAUUUUGUUGUCAUUGCUUGUCUAUGUGGGGUUGGUGUCCUCACUUAUUGUCUGGUUCUACAUUUACCCCAUAAACUGGCACUGGCUAGAGCAUCUUACCUGCUUGCCCUUUACCAGCAAGUUUUGUGAACGCUAUGAUAUUGAUCAUGUGGUACACUAGCUUUGUUCUUGUGUAGACUAAAACUUUCAAGGACUGCAAGGUAAAGAAAGCUAAAUCCCAAUGAAAAAAUAAAAUCGAGGAAGACAGCAAAUAAUGGCAUAUUAAAUUGGUAGUUUAGCACCUUUGUAACCGCUAGAAUGCACAGUGUUUUCCCGAAGCAGCUCUGAUUUUCUCUUAUAGUGUGCAGGUAAACUAUGAUGUGUUGUUACUGAAGCCUGUAUUGUACUCUUUUACAAAUAUAUGAGACUAAAUGUUCAUCCAAAGCUUUAUACUCCCUUUUAAAUGUCCUUAAACUUUAAAAAAUAUGCAACUGUUAACUUCACAAUAACAAUAAUAAUAAAAAAAAAAAAAAAACAUUCACAUAAAGGUUAAUUCCCUGUUACUUUAGUUUGUGUUUGCCGAAAGAACUGCAGAGCAAUUAAAUAAACGGUAGAGUAAUUUCACUGAACUGGCUAUAAAUAAUAAGGUUUUAUGUUGAAAUCUCAGUGACAUUCAAAAUACUUUAUUCUUCAUUUGUUUUUUGUGCCUCAGACAACUGAAAACCUCUGUCUAGGCUAGAAAUGUCUAGUUCCACAUUUAUGAACACACUAGGGGUUUGAAUGUUGAUAACUCUAGCUUCCUGUAUGUGUUCAUGGAUGCAAGCAUGCGUUUGAAUUGAACAAGGGGAGCUGUUGUUGACAACCAGCUAUUAAUGUUUAUUGAUGCACUGCAUGCAUAAAAUUGUGUGCAUUCCCUUGGAACAGAAUGUAUUGUUUUGGUCUUUUGUCUCCAUUUAUUGUAAUUUCAAAGUUAAAUUCAGCUGCUGUUCUUUUUGAUAUUCAGUGCAUCAUUGUUUACUGGGGGCUGCACUUGAGCCUUAAAAGAAAACAGAAGUGUCAAUCUUACAAUCUGGAACGUGUUUUAUGUUGAAGGUAUUUGUACACAUGAUUAGAGGUGGACCAAAUAACUAGUGUUUCAAAUAAUAAUACAAAUUAAUUUGGGAAUGUUAUUUCCUGUGAAACAAAUGUUUAUAUUUUUGUCUUUCACAA